ACACGUCCUUUUCGAAGGUCGAUUGCGAACCUGGGUGACGGACGGCGUGCUGAGUGGAAGAUGAAGUUCUACAGUGAUAGUUCUAUGUUGAACUUUUGUUGGGAACAGGUAGCGGUAUCAUUUUGGCAGCGAUAUCCGAAUCCAUUUGCUAAACAUGUGUUGUCAGAGGAUGUGAUUUCGAGGAAAGUGAUCGACCAAGAACUAUACUCGAAACGCCUUCUGCGGAAAACCAACAAAAUGACAAAUUGGGUGAAGAAAUUUUCGGGUGGUGAAAGUUUCACGUACAUCGUCGAAGAGUCAAUUGUCGAUCCCAUACGAAAACUUAUUACGACUUACACUAGAAACAUUGCAAUGCAACAUAUCGUAUCUGUUGAGGAGAAAGUUGUUUACAAACAAGAUCCGGAGAACAAGGAUAUGGUUGUUUGUGAAAGGAAGGCAUGGAUUUCUUCUCCUUUACGAUUUGGAGCCAGUGGUCCAGUGUGUUCUUUCGUCCAUAAGAGAUUCAAGAAAAAUUCAUUGAAAGCAACAGAAGGAUUCCGACAUGUCUUAGAAAGUAUGUUCUCUCGCAAUGACCAAUCACUAUCCAUGAAUAUUCCAGGACAAAUGUACAUGUCAAAGGAGAUGAUGACAGAAGGGGCCAAGAAAGCGACAGAAUAUGCCAUGAAAAUCAAGCCGCUUAUUCCCAAAACAUAGCUUCUCAUAUAAGCAAUGAUACGAAGCGAACAAGAUGGAAUCAUUCCUUAGUUGUGCAUAUGUCUUAAAUGCCUGGUACUCCUAAUUGGUGAAUAUUUCAUCAUUAUUCCAUUGAUUGAUGUAAAGAAAGCAAUAUAACUCUUGUGAGCUGAAUCAUACUGGUGCAUUUUUAUACAUUUCAGAGACAUAUGUACAUUUCAUUAAAACAAUGAAAUUGUAA
Messenger RNA from Magallana angulata, 913 nucleotides. Its product is annotated as PRELI domain-containing protein 1, mitochondrial-like. Bases 61 to 693 code for a protein of 210 amino acids. Gene Ontology annotation, cellular component: mitochondrial intermembrane space. Gene Ontology annotation, molecular function: phosphatidic acid transfer activity. The record is from RefSeq and is a predicted model, not a curated record. The transcript has a single exon. Gene Ontology annotation, biological process: phospholipid transport. Lineage: Eukaryota; Metazoa; Mollusca; Bivalvia; Ostreida; Ostreidae.